Sporothrix brasiliensis 5110 is the source of this 2757-nucleotide messenger RNA. RefSeq lists its product as uncharacterized. NCBI's taxonomy places the organism in Eukaryota, Fungi, Ascomycota, Sordariomycetes, Ophiostomatales, Ophiostomataceae. The transcript has a single exon. Bases 1 to 2757 code for a protein of 918 amino acids. The record is from RefSeq and is a predicted model, not a curated record.
AUGCGACCUCGGCAUGCUUCUAGCCUCGCUCUGACGGCGGCCUACUUCGGAGUGGCAGGGGCCAAUUACCUUCACUCGGACGGCCAGGAUGCCAACGGCCAUUCGCUGCCCGAGUACUCCCCCGGCCGGCCACCGGCGAUCCCCUUGGCGGUCCGAAGCCCCUAUUUGAGCGCCUGGGUGACAACUGCCGGCAAUACCACACUCAACAGCAACUCAGUCACGUUUUGGUCCGGCAUACCACUUGGGUGGGACGGCAUGGUGGCGGUGGACAACGUUACGUACGAAUAUCUGGGCACGGGCGCCCAGUCGCUUCAGCGGAUCACGGGCCUAGAGCCGGCGCGGCCGCAGUCGGUGCACUACGAUGCGCACUACUCCAACUUUACCUUUCUGGCGGGCCCGGUCGAGAUCACGGCCAGCUUCUUCUCGCCUGUGACGCCCAAGGACAUCUGCCGCACAGCGAUCCCGAUGAGCUACCUGACAACGCGAGUGCGCGUGUUGGACGACAAGCCUCAUGUCAUCCGUGUGUACUCGGACGUCAAUGACGCAUGGAUCCGGCGGCAGAGGGGAUCGCCUCUGGUGUGGGAUCUGACGCAGGACAAGGCCACGCCGGCGAUCAACGGUAGCGUAGCAGGAGAACAGAGCGGAGGCGGCAAUGAGACGAUCGGAAGCGCGUCCGCUCCGUACACCUGGACACUGCAGCAGAGCGUGCCGUAUUUUAUGGCCGAGGACAGCGACAUGGCACAGUGGGGCAACUUCACAUACUCGACCGCGCCGUUUGGUGCGCGCCUAAGCUACGAGAACGGCGAUCCCGUGGGUGUGCGAUAUGGCUUCAUAACUCAGAGGCAGCUUCCCUCCGUUGUGCAACGCGACUUUGCGAGCUUUACCGGAAGAGAGUCCGUGUUCGCCUUCGCGCACGACUUUGGCAGUAUCGGUGGCGCCAGCGACCGUCGGAAGGAAGUGUCGGUGCGGUACAGCAUAGGCUCCAUCCAGACUCCGGCGGCACGAUACCUCUAUUACGGCGGAGUGGCCCAGCUCCGACCGUGGUGGCACACGUGCUAUGGCGAGGACACAGCAUCGCUGGUGCGCUUUCACUGGCACGACUUUGAGACAGUCAGCCGGUUGGCAGCGGAGAUGACAGCGUCGUUGAAGAGCGACAUUGCGCAGUACUAUAAGGAAGAGUUCGACGGUUGGGCAUCGUCAAACAACAGCACAAACGGCACAGUCAAAGCCACAACACGGCAUGCUCUCUUCCCCAACACAACGGUCCUGACGACAACAACGGUGACAUCGACGUCGACAGCUGCGACGGCACAGCCGAACGCCACCAGCACCAACACGGCCCAGGGACACUACAUCUUCGACCCCGACACGGCGUAUGGCUUCCUCAGCACUCGUGAUAACAACACAGGUGUAGCCGUUCCAGAUGUGUCCGAAGCGGAUGCGCUGUAUGCAAUCGUGGCCCUGUCCGCGCGCCAGGUCAUGGGAUCGUAUAUUUAUGCGAUCCCUCCGUCGGCACUCUCGUCGACGUCAUCCGUCGAGCCGCUCAUGUUCCAGAAGGAAAUCUCCAGCGACGGCAACCUCAAUUCCGUCGAUGUCAUCUUCCCUGCGGCGCCCUUCUUCCUGUGGGCUAACCCGGAGAUGCUCAAGUACAUUUUGACGCCCGUGUAUGAAAUGCAGGAGGGCACGUUCUACCCCAACAGCUACUGCGCCCACGACAUUGGCGCACAAUUCCCCAACGCCACGGGCCACGUCGACGGAAACGACGAGUACAUGCCCGUCGAAGAGUCGGGAAAUUUCAUCUUGCUGUCGCUUGCGUACUACCGCUUUGCAAAAGGGAACGCGGACAGCAACGCAACCGCCUGGCUUGCCAGCCGCUACCGUUUGCUGCGGCAGUUUGCGCAGUAUCUCGUCGAUUUCUCGCUGGUACCGGCCGCACAGCUCAGCACCGAUGACUUUGCCGGCACGCUCGCCAACCAAACCAACCUGGCCAUCAAGGGCAUCUUGGGUAUCGCCGCCAUGGGCGAGAUUGCGCGUAUCGCAGGUCAGCCGCAUGAUGCCGACCAUUUUGAAACCAUUGCCCGCGACUAUUACCGCAAGUGGGUGUACCUGGCCGUCGACCCGACGGGCCACUCGCACACGCUGCUUGCGUAUCAGUGGCGCUCAAGCUGGGGCCUGCUGUACAACGUGUUCAUGGACAAGCUGCUGGACUUGGGCGUGGUCGGCGACGAUAUAUACGCGAUGCAGUCGGAAUGGUACCCGCAGGUGUCCCAGGUCUUUGGCGUGCCGCUCGACAACCGCCACCACUACACCAAGAGCGACUGGAUGAUGUGGGUGGCUGCAACAUGCACGCCCAAAACGCGGCGUCUGCUGGUGACGAGCCUAGCAUAUUGGCUCAACUACACCACCACAGAGCAUCCGUUUUCCGACUUGUUCGAGGUCGUCGGGUCGGGCUACUAUCCGCAGGUGCCGCAGGACAUCCGCUUCCAGGCACGGCCCGCCGUCGGUGGCCACUUUGCCAUACUGGCCCUGGCGCGGAGCCGUCAACUUGGGAACGGAAACAUCGACGGGCAUGGAAAUGCGACGGGCAACUCAGCAAGUGAAGUGGCUUUGCCGACCGGUGCGAGCUCCGACUUGAGUGGGAACGGCUCCAACACACCGCCGCCGACGAUCGUUUUCGUGACGGGCGGCACAAACACGGGCACAGCAAUGAGCCUGACUUCUGCGGUAUCCUCAUCCAAGUCUCCACCGACGUCGUGA